UUAAAAAAAAUUUUUUUUAAUCUUCUUUCUUCAACACUAACCCUUAAAAGACUGCUCUGAGCCUAAACUCUGAAAACACAUACACUAUUUUUCCAAAGUCCCUUAGCUAAAUAUGACAACAACCAUUGCAUACCCUGUGCUUUAAACAUACAUCAACUGACAUUAAACUAAUCCCACACAGGAAAAAAAAUAAUCGGAUCCACAUGCCUGCCAAGACACUGGAACCCACAUACAUACCACUGAUCUACCCCCACUGAAUCCCCUGGAAACUGCCACCUCCCUGUUCUAGAAUAUACCUCGGUCCACACCUGCAUCCCCAAACAUAACAAUAUUCACCCACAUAAAUAUUUGUCCACCCCUGAUAACCCCGAGUUGGGGAGACUCAAGCACACCCUUGAGAUGUUGCAGUGAGGUUAAGUGGCUCUGGGAUGAGCCCCACCUCAAAACAGAAAGCCUCAGGUCUCCCCUGUCCCCUUGAGUCAGCCAUGCUAGGUGUGAUUUCCAGUCUGCUUGCUCUGCCUAGAGCAAUCACAGGACCAGCUCCCUUGAGGGGUCAUCACACCACAACUCCUUCAGCCUAACAAGGGCCCCCGAGGCCAGCAGAGCAGAGCUCAGACUCAGGAGACGCACGCUGCCUGAGCUUCUGCCAUCAAGACGGUCCUUGCCCCUUGAGUCAAGACGUCUCUGCCUUCUGAAAUGGGGAGCUGGGAAAGCAGCAGCAUGCUGGGGGCCAGACUUGAGGGAUUGGAGGCCAGUGUGGGGAAACGUGCUAUCCCUUCCAAGUAGCACAUCAGCUCCCCCGCCUUUCCUGUUCCUCUCCUUGUUAAUCAGCGCAGAGUGUCAUGGGAGAAACAUGAGGGGGCUGUGCUUGGCUGAGAAGCAGACUUGCAGCUGAGUAGCAGAUGUGGUGCAGACCAGCUUCUGGAGAAAAUGGGAAGGCAAGAACAGCAUCUGGAUCUGGAGGUGAGCUUCGCCUUCAGUAUAAGGCCCUGGUGAUGCCCAUGGAUUUGGGAAGGGAGAAAUACAUGAAGGACCAUGACACUUACAAGCUGUCUCUACAGAACAACUAAUUGCAACAAAACAGAAAAAACAAGACUUGCAGGGUUCUGAGGAUUUGGAUUCUGGACUUGCAGUAUGGUAAAUAAUAAGUCAUCUUGUAUAUAAGUAGACCCAAAUCAAUGGAAAGAGUCAACCAAACCAGCAGUGUUUCUGAGUUCAUCCUCCUGGGACUCUCCUCCCGGCCUGGGGACCAGAAACCACUCUUUAUCCUCUUCCUCACCAUGUACCUGGUCACCAUAACAGGGAACCUGCUCAUCAUCCUCUCCAUCCACUCUGACUCCCAGCUCCAAACCCCCAUGUAUUUCUUCCUGAGUUUCCUGUCCUUCACUGACAUUUGCUUUACAACAACCAUUGUCCCCAGGAUGCUACUGAGCUUCCUGUCAGAGAAGACCAUCUCCUAUGCUGAGUGCCUGACACAGAUGUAUUUUAUUUAUGCUCUGGGCAACACUGACAGCUGCCUCCUGGCGGUCAUGGCCCUUGACCGCUAUGUGGCCAUCUGUGACCCCUUCCACUAUGUCACCAUCAUGAACCACCACCGCUGUGUCCUGCUGGUGGCCUUUUCCUGCUCACUUCCUCACCUCCACUCACUCCUACACACACUGCUACUGAAUCGUCUCACCUUCUGUGACAACAAUGUUAUCCAUCACUUCCUCUGUGACAUCAACUCUCUGCUGAAAUUGUCCUGCUCCUCCACAUUUCUCAAUGAAAUUGUGAUAAUGUCCGAAGGCCCUGUUGUUUUGGUGACCCCCUUUGUGUGCAUCACUUUCUCUUACAUACGAAUCCUCAUCACAGUUCUCAAGAUCCCCUCAGCUGCUGGGAAACGCAAAGCCUUCUCCACCUGUGGCUCUCACCUCACUGUGGUAACCCUCUUUUAUGGAAGCAUCUUCUAUGUCUAUUUACAGCCCCUGUCCACCUACACUGCCAGGGACCACAUAGCAACACUUGUCUACACAGUUCUUACCUCCAUGCUGAACCCUUUUAUCUAUAGCCUGAGAAACAAAGACCUGAAACAGGGCCUGAGGAAGCUGAUGGGCAGGAGGAAAUCCCAGGCAGCACCCUCUUGACAAACCCACAAGUGGAAUCUGCUUCACUUGAAUCUAAUAUCUGCUAGAUCUUGGUGAACAACUGAACUGUUGGAGAUGAGCUUUUUUAACCCAUGUGAGACAAGGCUGUUGUGGAUGCUCACAUGCACUGAUGACAGCCCACCAAUUGUCCCCUUCUCUGCUAAAAUCAUGAUACUCUUCCUCACCAUUCCUCCAUUUCCCCAUGAAGACUCGUCACCUCAUCCUCCAAAUACUGCUUGAAACUAAUUCUCUUCCCACAAAUACUUCCUGAACAAAUUGCUCUCCUUUUAUUGAGACUUACCCUCCAAAACCCUUCACAUGGCAGCCUAUUGCUGGAAAUGAUUACUGAAUUUGUAGCUUUUGAAUGUCUUUGCAGACAUUUCAUGUGGAAAAGAAUGGAGGCAGAGAAGGAAGGGAAGGAGGAGAAUUACAUUUUAGCAACUUUUCUCAUUGUGAGGAUUUUUAUAAUUCCCCAUUUUUCUCGGUCAAAAAACGUUUCCUUCCUUAAAAAUUUUUACCCUUACUCCUCUCUUAAAUUUUUUUAAAUCUUUAUUUAUUUUCAAGAGAGAGACAGAGUGUGAGCAGGGGAGGAGCAGAGA
Molecule: messenger RNA, 2722 nt
Organism: Felis catus (domestic cat)
Lineage: Eukaryota; Metazoa; Chordata; Mammalia; Carnivora; Felidae
Product: olfactory receptor 1L8-like
Exons: 2
Coding region: 1179-2123 (314 amino acids)
Biological process (GO): G protein-coupled receptor signaling pathway
Cellular component (GO): membrane
Molecular function (GO): olfactory receptor activity; G protein-coupled receptor activity
Source: RefSeq, a predicted model, not a curated record